Sander lucioperca (pikeperch) is the source of this 5424-nucleotide messenger RNA. RefSeq names its product gamma-aminobutyric acid (GABA) B receptor, 1b (gene gabbr1b). The record is from RefSeq and is a predicted model, not a curated record. The coding region runs from base 229 to 3240 and encodes 1003 amino acids. Gene Ontology annotation, biological process: G protein-coupled receptor signaling pathway; gamma-aminobutyric acid signaling pathway. The transcript is spliced from 24 exons. Gene Ontology annotation, molecular function: G protein-coupled GABA receptor activity. Gene Ontology annotation, cellular component: membrane; G protein-coupled receptor heterodimeric complex. Lineage: Eukaryota; Metazoa; Chordata; Actinopteri; Perciformes; Percidae.
GUGUGUGUAUACACACACAGUGCCGUGCUUUUCUCUCAGCAGCAGCAGGAUGUAGCCUAAUGUGGGGCCAUGGAACAGACGUGUCAUGGGCUCCGCUGAACGCUCUCUGGACUAACUGUGGACAGAAAGCACUUCCAGCUGCUGCUGCAGACACACACUGGCGCUUCUUCUGAUCCAAGGCUACUAGCAGCAGUCGAUGGGAACCUGCUCAUCCAGCUGACGUCUACUAUGUGUCGAGGGAUGGCGCUGUCUUUUCUUCUCUUCUUCUCUGCUGUGUUGCCCUUAAUCAGAGUGUCUGCAUCCUAUAAUACAUCUGCUGGUUGUGCUAUCAUCCGUCCUCCCAGAGAUGGAGGGAUAAGGUACAGAGGUCUGACACAAGAGCAGAUCCGCAGUGUGCAGGUGCUCCCGGUAGACUAUGAGAUAGAGUACAUCUGCAGGGGCAACAGGGUGAUUGUGGGACCCAAGGUCAGGAAGUGUUUGCCCAACGGCACUUGGACCGAUCUGAUCCAGCGCAGCAGAUGCUUGUUAUUGUGUCCUCGGGUAUGGACAUCAUUGGAAAAUGGCCGGGUGUCUUCUUGGCCCCUGGGGCCCCCAGUGGAGGGGACAGUGCUACAUUACAGCUGUCUGCCUUCCUUCAUCCUCAUGGGUCGAAACUCAACACAGUGCAAUAAGAUGGGCAAGUGGGACACGCCCAAACCUGUGUGUCACUAUGACCGCCACUACAAAGGCAAAAAGAAGCUCUACAUCGGAGCCCUGUUCCCCAUGAGUGGAGGCUGGCCCGGCGGACAAGCCUGCCUCCCAGCCGCGCAGAUGGCUCUGGACCUGGUCAAUAAGAGGGCCGACAUAUUGCCGGAGUACCAGCUGGAGCUGAUACACUAUGACAGUAUGUGCGAUCCAGGUGAGGCCACCAAGCUGCUCUAUGACCUUCUGUACACGGAGCCCAUUAAAGUGGUGCUGAUGCCCGGCUGCAGCUCUGUGUCCACGCUGGUGGCCGAGGCUGCUCGCAUGUGGAACCUCAUAGUGUUGUCGUAUGGCUCCAGCUCUCCGGCUUUGUCUAAUCGCCAGCGGUUUCCCACCUUCUUCCGCACUCAUCCGUCUGCCACGCUGCACAACCCCACUCGGGUGCAGCUCUUCCAGAAGUGGAAAUGGACCAAGAUUGCCACCAUUCAGCAAACAACCGAAGUUUUUACAUCAACUCUGGAUGAUCUGGAAGAGAGGGUGAAGGAAGCAGGGAUUGAAAUCAGCGUUCGUCAGAGCUUCCUCACCGACCCUGCUGUGGCUGUCAAAAACCUUAAGCGCCAGGAUGCCAGAAUUAUUGUUGGUCUAUUCUAUGAGACGGAGGCCAGGAAAGUCUUCUGUGAGGUGUACAAGGAGAAGCUGUAUGGGAAGAAGUAUGUGUGGUUCCUCAUUGGCUGGUACGCAGACAACUGGUUUAAGAUCAAGGACCCAUCCAUUAACUGCACUGUGGAGCAGAUGAGCGAGGCUGUGGAGGGUCAUGUGACCACUGAGAUUGUCAUGCUCAACCCAGAGACGGUGCGAGGGGCCUCCAACCUGACCUCUCAGGAAUUUUUAGCUCAGCUGAUGUCUAAACUCGGAGGUAAAAAUCCAGAGGAGACGGGCGGUUUCCAGGAGGCCCCCCUGGCUUACGAUGCUGUGUGGGCUCUAGCCCUGGCCCUGAACAAGACCGUGGGACCCCUAAAGGCCAAGGGUCACCGGCUAGAAGAUUUCAACUACAACAACCGAGAUAUCACAGCUGAGAUCUACCGAGCCAUGAACACCAGCUCCUUCGAAGGAGUUUCAGGUCAUGUUGUAUUUGACGCUCAAGGAUCCCGUAUGGCCUGGACUCUUAUUGAACAGCUUCAAGGAGGGAGCUAUAAGAAGAUUGGAUACUACGACAGCACAAAAGGCAAUCUGUCCUGGUAUGGGAAUGACAAGUGGAUAGGCUUAGGACCGCCUGCAGACCAGACGGUGGUCAUCGAGGAGUUUCGCUACCUGUCCCAGAAGAUCUUUGUGUCCGUGUCUGUCUUUGCUGGGUUGGGAAUCCUGCUGGGAAUCAUCUGCCUCACCUCCAACAUCUACAACAGCAAUGUCAGGUACAUUCAGAACUCUCAGCCCUACCUUAACAACAUGACUGCCGUGGGCUGCAUGAUGGCGCUGGCUGCUGUCUUCCCUCUGGGCAUCGAUGGCCUUCAUGUCCACAGGAGGCAGUUCCCCGUCGUCUGCCAGUUUCGCCUGUGGCUGCUUGGUCUGGGUUUCAGCCUCGCCUACGGGAGCAUGUUCACCAAGAUCUGGUGGGUCCAUACUGUCUUCACCAAGAAGGAUGAGAAGAAGGACAAGAGAAAGCAGCACCUGGAACCAUGGAAACUCUAUGCAACCGUUGGUGUUUUGCUCGGCAUCGACAUCCUGUCUCUCAUGAUCUGGCAGAUUGUGGAUCCUUUACAUAUCACAGUGGAGCAGAAAUUCACCAGAGAAGCCCCCAAAGGAGACCUGGAUGUUCUGAUUCAGCCUUUACUGGAACACUGCAGCUCAGAAAAGAUGAACACCUGGCUGGGUGUUGUGUAUGGUUAUAAAGGUUUGCUGCUGCUGCUCGGCAUCUUCCUGGCCUAUGAAACCAAGUCCAUCUCCACAGAGAAGAUCAAUGACCACCGAGCCGUGGGCAUGGCCAUCUAUAAUGUUGCUGUACUGUGUAUGAUAACAGCUCCAGUCACCAUGAUCCUGUCCUCUCAGCAGGACGCCUCGUUCGCCUUUGCUUCCUUGGCCAUAGUCUUCUCAGUCUACAUCACCCUGGUGGUUCUGUUCGUCCCCAAGAUGCGACGUCUGGUCACACGGGGUGAGUGGCAGUCAGAUGCCCAGGAGACCAUGAAGACUGGCUCGUCUACCAAUAACAAUGAUGAGGAGAAGUCCAGACAGCUGGAGAGAGAGAACAAGGAGCUCCAGAAGAUCAUCCAGGAGAAAGAAGAGCGUGUGUCUGAGCUAAGAAACCAGCUGUCUGAGCGGCAAGCCCUGCGGUCCAGGAGAAGAGCGUCCACUGUCUCUAAUCAGAAUCACAGCUCUUCAUCUCCUGCCAUUCCCCAGAGUGACCCCAGGUCCCUGGCUCCUCCUCCAGGGUACCCCGUCCCCAUCUCUGACCUCCACCCCAUCCCACCGUCCUUCGGCAACUCAUCCAGCCUCUACCAGCCGGACAGCAAGAUCAGCCGAAAUAACUGCCACACUAGCCGGCUGCAGCUGCUCUACAAGUGAGGGAUGAGGACAGCAAUGAGGUUCAUAACUACAUAAAGAUUUGAAAAAGAACCAGAUCAUUACCUGUUGGAGGGGCUGACUCCAAAACUUGUUACACCAAUUAGCAGAGGCUGGAGGAUAACCAGUUUUGGAGCUGAUCAAUCAAUAUGUUAUUUUCCUUUUCUCUCAGAAAAAGGAUGUACAUACGCCCACAUCUGGUAAUCGUACAAUUUUGCCUCUAAUCUGCCAUUGAUUUAUCAUGUGCCAUCUACAAUUUGCAAUCAGAAUUGACUGUUCGCUAAGCACUAGCCCCCUUAGCUACAGUUGCUUGUCAAGCUUUCCAUUGUAACACUGCUCGUAAUGCAGUUUACUACAGAUUUACCACCAAAAUCCUUGUCUAUAGAUUAAAGAAGACAAAAGCAGCUUCUCAUUUGUGGCAACUGUUGAAUAUGUCGUCUGAAAUCACAACUGUCACUGGGAGACUUAUUUAGUUUUAGAUGAUUUUUUUUUUUGCUAAUUAACAUUCAAUCUAUUAGCUGGUUGUAAACUCCAACUGACUCAUUUUAAAAUAAAACCCCAUUAGAUGGGUCUUUAAUAUAGAUACAAACGUACAUUAAUAUAUAGGCUAACCCUAACCCUAACCCUAGAUACAUGGCAUUGUGCUAACAGCCUAAAGCUAGGUAUCUGGGGAAAAGUCAGCAUCCCCAUCAGUUGAUAGAGAAGACACUGAAAUAAAGGAGCAGAACUGUUCUUAUCCUGAAGGGUAGUUAGCCCUAGGAUUAUAGUGCAGUGUGAAAAUGAAAAUGUAAGAUCAAACUGUUAUUUUGUUAUAACUAGUGUUGGGUAUAGAGAACCAGUUCCAAAAUUCCGAUUCCAAAGGAAUCAUUACGAAAUUUAAAUUUCGGUUCUGUUUUUGGUUCCUAAACAACUACAUAUCGACAUAUCCUUCUCCAGCCAGUCGUAUGUUUUACUCCAAGACGCAAUAAAUGUUGUUUGAGUUUCUCGUAUGUUGUUCAUAUAGAUCAUCAUCUCAUCUAUGAAGUAAACAAGCCGGUGAGGUCACAGUCUGUUAGAGCCAUGUGGAGACAAUCCAAGUCCUCUUAGGGCUAGAGCAUAAACCUUAAAUAUAAUAAAAAGCACAAGAGAGCUGCUAACGUUGCCUAAACUCUAAUAUUGUUGCAUCCAGGUCUGGCUCAUGUCCCAGUCCAGACAGGGACCUGUAAACCCUCCAAAUAAUAAAGUUAACAAAUGACUCUUGGCUCUGGAUGUAAGGCUAGGUCACAACUGUAUGUAGUAAGCUAACAUGCUUACCUUUGCUGCUUAAGUUAGGACAGAUAAACCUGUUUUUUGGGCUCUAUUAAGAGUGAUACUUGGUAUCCAAAUCAUUUGGAGGGUGGUAUCUUUCUUUAUCUCCCUUCCAAAACCAAAAACACAAGAGCGAAAGCACAAGGAAUUUAAUAUUGUUUGUUAUUGUAUUGUGUAGCUUUAGCCUCAGUCUUUUAGCAUGAUAUGUCUGUAGCCUUCAAGUGCAUAUGCAAACAUGAAGAGCCUCUCAUUUUAAAACAAGUCAGCUAGAAGCAAAAUGAACCCUUCUACCAUAACUGUGUUGGUGUUAGUUAGCAAGCUAUGGCUAAUAAAAUCUGCUAGCGACCAUAAAAUCUGCUAGCGACAGUUGUCAUAGCAAGCUACGGCUAAUAAAAUCUGCUACCGACAGUUGUCAUUUCACCUGACAAAAGAGACACCUGACCUGAGAAGACUGCUUUUGGUUACUUAUGUGUGAAUUCAAAGUCCCAUUGUUUAAAAAUGACUUUGAAUUGUGUUGGUAAAUCUGCUAACAUUAUCAUUGAAAACUAAAGUUCUAGAAUAAAAAAGUUCAACAGAUAGCAACAGUAGCUAAUAGGGGGUGUGGCUUAAGGCUCCAUUGGAGACCAAGAUGUUAAGCAUUUAUUAUAUCUGUACCUUAAAAUAUUGCCUCCUAAUGUGUUUAGAUAGUGCUAAGAGGCUGGACAAAAGGACAGACUUCAUGAUGAUGUCAGUUUUGUGACAAAGUAACUGGUUGUAUCCAAAACAAAAUAGGUUCGGCUUCUUUUGUUAACUGUUUGAUGGUGUUUUUUUACAUUAUUAGUCUCUGUUCAAAGAGACUGCUCAGUCAUUGUACAUAGUUGUACACAUGUUCAUGCUAAACCCCUCAGUGUGGAUUAACUU